Molecule: messenger RNA, 3312 nt
Organism: Salvia hispanica
Lineage: Eukaryota; Viridiplantae; Streptophyta; Magnoliopsida; Lamiales; Lamiaceae
Molecular function (GO): protein binding
Source: RefSeq, a predicted model, not a curated record
UUAGCUAACUUCAUUCUUGAGAACACAAAAUAUCUCCAUUUCAUUUAGCUUUUGGUUACUUACUACUCCAGUAUUUAAUACCCUCUUUCUUUAACAACUUCAUCAUCAUUAACGAAAUUAAAUUGCAAUUUACUACCACUUUCAUGGAUACCUCUUUCUUACUUCCUUUUUCCCUCAUGCUUUUAAUUACAUUAAACAUCUUCUUCACCCUCACCUUAUCUGCAACACCAACUGAUUUCACCACCGAUAAAGAUGCUCUUCUUGCUCUCAAACAGGCCAUCACGGUCGACAAAAAUGGCGUGUUGAGCAACAGCUGGCUCAGCAACACAUCUAUCUGUGAUUGGGUCGGUGUCUUCUGUGGCAUCAAACACCAGAGGGUGACUGCCCUCAACCUCUCCAACUUCGGCCUCCAUGGAAAGCUCACUCCACAUCUAGGAAACCUAACGUUUCUCCAGUCCUUGGAUGUCAGCUCCAACAGUUUCAUAGGUGUCUUACCUGCUGAGCUGUCUAAACUACGCCUUUUGAAGCAAUUAAACGCGACAUCUAACAGCUUCAGUGGAGAAAUACCGAGAGGUAUCCUUACAAACAUGUCUAUAUUGGACGACAUUGAUCUGAGGUUUAACAACCUAUCAGGCGCUCUCCCAAGUGAUAUAUGCAAUAAUACUCCAAAACUGAAGAGAUUGUUGCUCAGAAUGAAUCAAAUAUAUGGACAAAUUCCAACGAGUAUACAUAAGUGCAGCCAGAUGGAGGAGUUGAGCUUCGCGAUGAAUAUGUUCAGUGGAAACAUACCAACCCAAGUUGGAAAUCUAACUAUGCUUACAGUUUUAUCUCUAUAUGAUAACGACCUCCAAGGAAAUAUUCCGACUUCUAUCUUCAACGUUUCAUUAUUGGAAUUCAUAUCCCUCGGUGGCAAUAAACUAUCUGGAAGAAUACCCACGAAUUUGGACAAUUUACUCAACCUCCAAGUGUUGAAUUUUAGCAUUAACAACUUAACAGGAAAUAUUCCAUCUUCAAUCUUCACCGUUUCUUCGUUGGAAUUCAUAAACCUUGGUGGCAAUAAUCUAUCUGGAAGCAUACCUACAAAUUUGGACAAUUUACUCAGCCUCAAAGUAUUGUGUCUUGACAGCAACAAAUUAACAGGUCACAUACCAAGACAAAUCGGGAACCUCUCUUCACUAAUAGCACUGGAUCUUUCUUCGAAUAAGUUGGCGGGUGGCGUACCAAAGGAGAUUGGACAUCUUACUUACUUGACUUAUUUGUAUCUGUAUCAUAAUAGCUUGACAGGAAAUAUUCCAUCUUCUAUCCUCAAUGUUUCAUCGUUGGAAGUCAUACAUCUUGAUCGGAAUAAACUGUAUGGAAGCAUACCGGCAAAUUUGGGCAAUUUACCCAACCUCCAUAAGUUGCAUCUUAGCAACAACAAUUUAACAGGUUCCAUACCGAAGCAAGUUGGCAAUCUCACUUCGCUAGAAUAUCUAGAUUUGGGUUUCAAUAAGUUUACAGGCGAAAUUCCAACAUCUGUUUCCACUGCUUCUCAGCUUGAAGUUAUAAUAUUGCGCAGCAACUCAUUGGCUGGUCCCAUCCCCGACUUUGAUAAUCUUAGUCAACUUGCUUUUAUAGACUUGAGCAGUAACUCGUUCACUGGCCUCAUCCCUGACUUCAGAAAUUUAAGCAAGCUGGUAAAUCUUCAACUCAGGGGAAAUAAUCUGAGUGGAGCAGAAUCACCUAAUCAAGAAUUGGGAUUUAUCUCUUCUUUAACAAACUGCCAAUAUUUGAUGUUCUUGGAUAUUAGUGACAACCCAAUGCUGAAUGGCACACUUCCAGCUUCCAUUGGAAACUUUUCUAAUCUUUUAUUCUUAUUAGUAUCUAACAGCAGCAUCAGAGGUACAAUUCCUCAUGAAAUAGGAAAUUUGAAGACUUUGCUGUUUUUGGAUUUAUCCAAGAAUCAACUCACAGGAUUCAUCCCAACUACAUUUUCAGUGGGUUGUAUGCCUCAGUCAUUCGACUGGAAUGGUAAUGAGUUGGCAGGAUCGUCACCCCAAUUCUUUCACUAUUGUCUUACUGUGCAGGUUUUGGAUUUAUCCAAGAAUCAACUCACAGGAUUCAUCCCAAAUACUUUUCCAAAGGGUUGUUGGCUUGAGUCACUCAACUUGAAUGGUAAUAAGUUGGAAGGAUCAUUACCCAAAUCCCUUUCCAAUUGCCAAAGUCUGCAGGUUCUUGAUAUUGGAAACAACAGAAUACAAGGCACCUUUCCAGAUUGGACAGGAAAUUUUACUGAUCUUCGCGCCCUGGUAUUGAGAUCCAACAACUUCAGUGGCACCAUUUCUUCUCCCACUUCCAAGACUAGGCUUCCAUUCCCCAAUCUGCAAGUUUUUGAUAUAUCCCAUAAUGCAUUCAUUGGCAAUCUGCCCCAAGGAUAUCUGAGGAAUUUCAAAGGGAUGACGGAUGAAAAAGAGAAUCUUAUAGGAGCUCAAGAACAGUUAUACUUUUAUAGAUAUCUGCUGACAUUAACAGUGAAAGGUUCAGAUCAAGAAUAUAAGAGAAUGUUGACAGCCUUGACAACAAUUGACAUGUCUUCCAACAGAUUCUCAGGCAGUAUCCCAUAUUCCAUAGGAAAUUUGAAUUCCUUGAUGUAUUUGAAUCUGUCUCACAAUUUCCUCACAGGAGGUAUACCUGCAUCUCUUGGAAACAUUACAGAACUUGAGUCGUUGGACCUGUCUUCAAACCGAUUGGAAGGGGAAAUUCCAACAGAGCUUACAAACCUUACAUUUCUUUCUACGGUGAACUUUUCCAUGAAUAAUCUUUCAGGGAAGAUACCUCAAUCCAGUGGCCAGUUUCUCACAUUUGACAAUACAUCAUAUGUUGGGAAUUCUGGACUAUGUGGAUUUCCAUUAACACGCAAAUGUGAAGAGCCUUUGCCUUCAGCGAUGUUGAAAGAAGGUGAUCAUGAUUAUGGUAUUCUAGAUGGAUUCUGUUGGCAGGCUGUUGUUUUGGGGUAUGGAUGUGGAUUUGUAAUAGGUGGUAUUGUGGGUGGUCUGAUUUUUGGGUAUGAAAGACCUAAAUGGUUGCUGGAGUGGAUCUACAGAUUUUACAGGAUAAAGAUGAGAAGCCGUAGACGAAAUGUGGCACCACAAAGAAGAAGAAGAAGAAGAAUAUAAAAAGGUUGAGCCUUUUAUGUUGAAUAAUGGCUAUUGUUGUUUUCUACCAUUUAUUUGUGUCAUAUUGAAUUAUCUAAGUUAAGUUAUGUUGUAAAUUCAAGACAUAUACAAUACUAUAUGUGUGGAUAGUUUUGCUGCCUAAACUCCAUUGAUUUUC